Molecule: messenger RNA, 2609 nt
Organism: Xyrauchen texanus (razorback sucker)
Lineage: Eukaryota; Metazoa; Chordata; Actinopteri; Cypriniformes; Catostomidae
Product: major surface-labeled trophozoite antigen 417-like
Exons: 9
Coding region: 160-1176 (338 amino acids)
Molecular function (GO): protein binding
Source: RefSeq, a predicted model, not a curated record
CACAUGAUUCAGAUGUCAUAUGACAUCGAUGAGACGGCGAAACAGGGAAUGACCGAGGAACUCUCCGACAGUUCACACAUGUAUUUAACAAAACCCUCAUGUAAUAAAUUUACAUCGAUAAUCAGAUGUGCUGACUCUUGAAUAAAUUACUGCGGGAUCAUGGAGCGUUUGGGAGUUUUGUCUGUUCUAGUCACCGCAUGUGUAUUGGGAGUGGUGAUGAGUCAGUCAACCCUCAGCCCUGCUAUGACAAUCACCACAGUCAGUGCAAACGUGACCAUUGCAAUUCCCACCACUACAGCUGCCAGCUGCUCUGCACUCAACACGUCCAACUGCGAGGCCUGCGCUCCUGGAUCCUAUUCCAAUAAUGAGACUCUGCAGUGUUCUUGUUGUCCAAAGGGUGGUCUGUGUAUGUUCUCUGGAGCUUGUCUUCCCUGUACUCAGGGUUUCUAUCAACCUCUAGCGGGACAGCAGGAUUGUCAGCCCUGCUCAUCUGGGUAUUACAGCAAUUCCACUGGAAGUCCUAUUUGUCAGGCAUGUCCUGCUGGUUCUUACAGUAAUAACACAGGCUCUGUGUCCUGCAGGGCCUGCACACCAGGUUUCUACACGUCUUUGCAGAAUUCAACAACUUGUAAUCCAUGUCCACAAGGCUUGUACUGCAAUUCCUCCAGUUGCGCCCAGUGUCAGAUCUGUCCUGCAGGAUCAGAAGCUCUACAGAUCGCUGCCAAGGAAUGUACACCCUGUCGCCCAGGAAUGCACAAGCCGUCCCAUCAAGCAAUGUGUCAGAUUUGCAGUAGUGGUUUCUACCAGAUCCGCUGGGGUCAGGAGAACUGUGUCAUGUGUCCUGAAAACCACUACUGCCCUAGUCCUGAUGUAAAUCCGAUCCAGUGCCCCUCUGAUGCCUUUUGCCCUGAGGGUAGCAUGGCCCCUGGUUACUGUAUGGAGACCUUCUUCAGAAAGGCAGGGGAGACGUGUGAACUUGCUCCUGUUACUAUAUCACUCCUUGUUAUUGGAGGAGGAGUGGGUCUUCUCUUUAUCAUCAUUUUGGUUUUGCGGAGGAGAAGAGAUAACGACAGUGAACUCUCCCUAGCUCGAACGCCACUUCUGCGAAAAGACCGACAACCUGGUCGCUUCUACCGAAUCCCAUGUGAUGCAGAACCUGUAUAUGCAGGCUGGUGAUGUUGCCUCAUAUGUCCCAAACCAAAUUCCUCAAAAAAACCAGAGCACCUCUACAUCAGCUCAGGCUUGCACGCACCUUUGGGUUGAAAUCUGGACAUCAUGAGAAUGUAGACACAGAAGCUAAAAAAUAAAUAUGGAGUAAAGAAGAAAAAAAGAACCUUUUUCAGUUGCACAUACUUUGUAUGACAUUUUCUAUUUAGAUUAACCUUUUAUUGAACUGUCCUAAACUUUAUGUAUCGGCAAGAUACUGUCAAAUAUUUAUUGAAUGAAGACUAGGCACUUUUCUAAAUUACAUUUUUAAAUCUGUUCACUGCUGACCAUCUUACAGAGUUAGGAUUAAUUUUUGCCUUUUCUUUAAAUAUUGCACCAAAUAUAAUUAAGUUAAAGGAAUAUUCUGGGUUCAGUACAAGUUCGGCUCAAUCAACAGCAUUUGUGGCGUAAUGUUGAUUGCCACAAAAAUGUAUUUUGACUUGUUCCUCCUUUUCUUUAAAAAGAGCAAAAAUGGAGGUUACAGUGAGGCGCUUACAAUGAAAGUGAAUGGGGGACAAGUUUUGAAUGUUAAAAUACUCAGUUUCAAACUUUUAGCCACAAGAUAUAAAGGAUAUGCAUGUAAACAUGAUCUUAGUAUGAUAAAUUAAAUUGCUAACCUUUUCUGUGGAAAGUUAAAGUCAAUUUUACAACUUCGUAACUAUGAAAAUAUAAUGUCAACAAACCCUAAAACGACUGUGAAAAUGAUCAUUUAGACAACUUUACAGCUCAAAUAAUACAUGAGUUUUAACAGAAGAAUGAAUGGAAGUGCUUUUAUACAUUUGGCAGACGCUUUUAUCCAAAGCGACUUACAGUGCACUUAUUACAGGGACAAUCCCCCCAGAGCAACCUGGAGUUAAGUGCCUUACUCAAGGGCCCAACAGUGGCAUUUUGGUGGUACUGGGGCUUGAACCCCCAACCUUCUGGUCAGUAACCCUGAGCCUCAACCACUGAGCCACCACUGCUCCACUAUUUAUAAAAUAAUAAACUUCAAAUUUCUGUCUUUAAACCCUCCAUAAAUUGACCCCAUUCACUUUCAUUGUAAGUGCCUCACUGUAACCUCCAUUUUUACCUUUUUUUUUUUUUUAAAGAAAAAGAGGGACGAGCCAAAAUGUAUUUUUGUGUUAAUAAACAUUAUGCCACAAAUGCUGUCGGUUGAGCUGAACUUGUAUUGAACCCAGAAUAUUCCAUUAAGCCAUGGCACUGAAUCCCUUUAGGACUUUGUGUUGAAUUAUGCUUUUUUUCACAUAUUGUGUUUAUUUCUUGAUGCCACAAGAUUUUACUACCUGGGGUCCUCAAGGUACUUUGUAUUAUAUAGAUCUGCAUUAUUGCUUGUAUUUAACUUGUGAUGUGCCAAAUUUGGACUAUUCCCACUGUGUAUGCUGGAAUAAAAAGCUUUGCACAAC